This is a messenger RNA of Nannospalax galili (Upper Galilee mountains blind mole rat), 2924 nucleotides long. RefSeq names its product scinderin (gene Scin). The coding region runs from base 69 to 2216 and encodes 715 amino acids. The record is from RefSeq and is a predicted model, not a curated record. The transcript is spliced from 16 exons. Gene Ontology annotation, cellular component: cytoplasm; actin cytoskeleton. Gene Ontology annotation, molecular function: phosphatidylinositol-4,5-bisphosphate binding; actin filament binding. Gene Ontology annotation, biological process: barbed-end actin filament capping; actin filament severing; actin polymerization or depolymerization. Lineage: Eukaryota; Metazoa; Chordata; Mammalia; Rodentia; Spalacidae.
UCCCUCGGGGCUCUGCUUCAGCUCAGAGUGCCAUCCGAAGUGCCUAGUUCUGCGAUCAUCGGGGCACCAUGGCCCAGGAGCUGCAGCACCCGGAGUUCGCGAUCGCAGGCCGGCAGGCGGGGCUGCAGGUGUGGAGGGUGGAGAAGCUGGAGCUGGUGCCGGUGCCCCAGGGCGCCUAUGGAGACUUUUACAUCGGCGACGCCUACCUGGUGCUGCAUACCGCCAAGGCAAGCCGGGGCUUCGCCUACCGCCUGCACUUCUGGCUGGGAAAGGAGUGCUCCCAGGAUGAGAGCACUGCAGCUGCCAUCUUCACUGUCCAGAUGGAUGACUACUUGGGUGGCAAGCCAGUGCAGAGCAGAGAACUUCAAGGCUUUGAAUCUACCGAUUUUGUGGGCUAUUUCAAAGGAGGUCUGAAGUACAAGGCUGGAGGUGUGGCUUCUGGACUAAACCACGUUCUUACCAAUGACCUGACGGCUAAGAGGCUCCUGCAUGUGAAGGGUCGGAGAGUGGUCAGGGCCACCGAGGUUCCCCUCAGCUGGGACAGUUUCAACAAGGGCGACUGCUUCAUCAUAGACCUUGGCAUCGAAAUUUACCAGUGGUGUGGUUCCUCCUGCAACAAAUACGAGCGUCUGAAAGCAAGCCAGGUUGCCAAUGGCAUUCGAGACAAUGAAAGGAAGGGAAGAUCUCGAGUCACUGUGGUGGAAGAAGGAAGUGAACCUUCAGAGCUUUUAGAGGUUUUAGGCAAGAAGCCAGCUCUUCCAGAUGGAGACAAUGAUGAGGACACCAUUGCAGAUAUUAACAACCGGAAGAUGGCGAAGCUCUACAUGGUUUCAGAUGCAAGUGGGUCCAUGAGCGUGACUCUGGUGGCUGAAGAAAACCCCUUCUCCAUGGCAAUGCUGCUGUCUGAAGAAUGCUUCAUUUUGGACCAUGGUGCUGCAAAACAAAUUUUCGUAUGGAAAGGUAAAGAUGCUAAUCCACAGGAGAGGAAGACAGCAAUGAAGACAGCUGAGCAGUUUCUACAUCAAAUGAAUUAUUCCACCAAUACCCAAAUUCAGGUACUUCCAGAAGGGGGUGAAACACCAAUCUUCAAACAGUUCUUUAAGGACUGGAAAGAUAAAGAUCAGAGUGAUGGCUUUGGCAAAGUGUAUGUCACAGAGAAAGUGGCUCGAAUAGAGCAGAUUCCAUUUGAUGCCUCAAAGUUGCACAGUUCUCCCCAGAUGGCAGCCCAGCACAACAUGGUGGAUGAUGGCUCUGGCACAGUGGAGAUUUGGCGUGUAGAGAACAGUGGAAGGGUCCAGAUUGACCCAAACUCCUAUGGUGAGUUCUACGGCGGUGACUGCUACAUCAUCCUCUACACUUACCCCAGAGGACAGAUUAUCUACACAUGGCAAGGAGCAAAUGCCACCAGAGAUGAGCUGACCACGUCCGCAUUCCUGACUGUUCAGUUGGAUCGGUCUCUUGGAGGACAGGCUGUACAGGUCCGUGUCUCCCAAGGCAAAGAGCCUGCUCAUCUGCUGAGCUUGUUCAAAGACCAACCACUCAUUAUUUACAAAAAUGGGACAUCAAAGAAAGGAGGGCAGGCACCUGCUCCCCCUACACGCCUCUUUCAAGUCCGGAGGAACCUGGCAUCUAUCACCAGAAUUGUGGAGGUUGAUGUUGAUGCAAAUUCAUUGAACUCCAAUGAUGCUUUUGUCCUGAAGCUGAGGCAAAACACUGGCUUCAUCUGGAUAGGGAAAGGUGCUAGCCAGGAGGAGGAAAAGGGAGCAGAGUAUGUGGCUGACAUCCUCAAAUGCAAAACUGCAAGAAUUCAGGAAGGUGCAGAACCAGAGGAGUUCUGGAACUCCCUCGGAGGGAGUGGAGAUUACCAGACUUCACCACUGCUAGAAACGCAGGCCGAAGAUCAUCCACCUAGGCUUUACGGCUGCUCCAACAAAACUGGAAAAUUCAUUAUUGAAGAGGUUCCAGGGGAAUUCACCCAGGAUGACUUAGCAGAGGAUGACGUCAUGCUACUUGAUGCGUGGGAACAGAUAUUUAUUUGGAUUGGCAAAGAUGCCAAUGAAGUUGAGAAAAGAGAAUCGCUAAAGUCUGCCAAAACUUACCUUGAGACAGACCCUUCUGGAAGAGAUAAGAGGACACCAAUUGUCAUCAUAAAACAGGGCCAUGAACCGCCCACAUUCACUGGCUGGUUCCUGGCCUGGGAUUCCAGCAGGUGGUAAACUGAGUUUCAUAAAAUCCCUGCAAAUAUUUGGUCUCAUUGGGGGUAGCUGCCUCAUUUUGCUGUUGGGGAUUUGUUUACUUUUUGUUUGCUUGACUUUAGAAAAUUAGCUUUAGCCAAAUGGCUAUUGUUUAAAUGCCUAGUAUGGGCCUGAAAUUAUUUUUUAAAAGAAAUUGUCUUAUGCUACUAAGAAAUUGUCUUAUGCUACUAUAUUAAAUAACCUGAAGCAAACUUUUGUUUCAGAUCAAUAUUAGCGGCCCUGGAAAGGGACUAACACCUUUUUUAUAUAAAGUAAAAGACUGCUAUCUAGGGGUGUUUUUGAGGAAGAGAAUUUUAUAAUUCAGGAACCAUUAGCCAAACUUGUUUUUUAUGUGCUGGAGAAGAAAGUUGUAACACUUUUAAGAUUCUUCUCUUUUCUGGGCAUUUUCUUAAAAAGAAAUGUAUGUUUGCAGUAAAGUUUAUGUUAAGGUAGCUCUAACAAUGUCUUACUGUUCUCCUUUGCAAGUCACUGUGACUCUGAUACCAUUUACUCCCAAGUGUCAAUUUCAAAGAGGACUGUCUUUAGUCUUUGAAAUCACAGCUCUUUCAUGAUAAAGCAAAUUGUAUUCUUACCAGUUUAACUUUAUAUAUUUGACAAGACAUGCUUAAUAUCACAAAAUAUAUGUAUGAAAAGCUGGUUUUAUCAUUAAAAUACAUCUCUUUUUGAAAA